This is a messenger RNA of Funneliformis mosseae, 550 nucleotides long. The record is from the annotation of a GenBank genome assembly. Lineage: Eukaryota; Fungi; Glomeromycota; Glomeromycetes; Glomerales; Glomeraceae.
AUGUCUAAAAUAUCAAAUAAAGACGAACUAACGGAAUCAAAAUAUUAUAUAGAUUGGUUAGAAAAUACAAUUGCCGAUGAAUGUCUUAAUUAUUACGAAUAUUCAGACUUCAAAGAUAUAAAACCAAUAGGAAGUGGCUCAUUUGGUAAAGUCUUUUGUGCGAGUUGGAAAAAUACUGAUGCGAUAUUUGCUUUGAAGUCAUUUGAUGAAUAUAAAUUAACCCUUAAAGAGGUCGUCAAUGAGAUAAAAUUACAAAAAAAAGUUGAUUUUCAUUCAAAUAUUUUACGAUUUUAUGGAAUUACAAAGAUAGAAUUUGUUUCUUUCGAACCAAAUGAUAUUAAUGAAGAAAUAAAUGAUCAAAAUAUAAGUCAAACCAGUACCAAAUCAAGCGAAGUAACUAUAGAUAUUAAUAAAAGUUUAGAAAUAGACGAUUUAUUUGAGUUUGAAAGCGAUUCUAGUUCACAACAAAGUCAAAAUUUUACUCAAUCAAGAAUAUUAGAUUCAACUUUUCAAAUUGCAAAUUUACCAAACAAUUCAAUAGAAUCAAUUU